Molecule: messenger RNA, 987 nt
Organism: Spodoptera litura
Lineage: Eukaryota; Metazoa; Arthropoda; Insecta; Lepidoptera; Noctuidae
Product: catalase-like
Biological process (GO): response to hydrogen peroxide; hydrogen peroxide catabolic process
Cellular component (GO): cytoplasm
Molecular function (GO): heme binding; catalase activity
Source: RefSeq, a predicted model, not a curated record
AUGUCUGAUUAUGGUAUUCCGAACGGCUACAGAAGGAUGGACACCUUCCCUAUUCACACUUAUGAACUAUCUAAUAGGCACGGAGAGAGACAUUACGUGCGCUUCAACUUUAGAACUGAAUUGGGUUUUUCAUACCUAACAACUGCCGAAGCAGCUGCUAUUCAAGCUCUAGAUUUGGAUUACUUUACUCGAGACUUGUACAAUGCUAUUGAUUCAAGACAAUACCCUGCAUGGAAACUUGAGAUGGAUGUGAUGUCACUGCAUGAUAUAGAAAAGGUCGAUUACAAUCCUUUUGAUGUUACAAGGCUAUGGAAAAAUGGUACAUUCUACACGGUGCCAAUUGGGCGACUAGUACUAAAUAAAAACGUUAAAAAUCACUUCAGAGAUAUCGAACAAGCUGCAUUUAAUCCUGCUAACUUAGUGCCUGGUAUUCCUGGACCAGUAGACUAUUUAUUCCAUGGCAAAAGAAUUGCCUAUAGGGACAGUCAUAAUUUCCGUCUGGGAAGAAACCACAACAAUAUUUUAGUAAAUAUGCCAUUAUACGCAAAGACAUAUGUUCGAGAUGGAAGACCACCGAUCAGCCUUAAUAUGAGGAACGCUCCCAACUAUUAUCCUAAUUCAUUCCACGGACCAGUUCCAUAUGUGGAUGAAAAGAGGCCAUGGAAGAAGUUAAGAGUAUUAGAAAGUAAUGCUAUAGAUUUAGCACCAAUGUGGCAUUUCUACAAUUAUAUUUUGGAGGAUGAAGCUCACAGGCAGAGGUUUAUAGCUAAUAUUGUCUUGACUCUUGUGCCAGUCACUCCUCCGGUUGUUCAGAGAGUUAUGAAACUCUUACACUUGAUCGAUCAGGGUUUGAGUGAGCGAGUCAAGACUGGUUAUGAGGCAGCCCUUACUGCCCAGCAGGCAGCAGCUUUGGCCAGUCCUCCUCUAGCCAUUCUUUCAAGAAGAGUUCCGUCUGCACAAAAUUAUCCAAAACAUGAUACAAAAUAA